AAUUGCUAGGAUUCCUAUGGAAAAGAGAUCUGUCAAAAAUGUCAGUUUUGUUGCAUCUUUUGUGGGUUUACCCCUAGAAGUGGAUGUCAAUAACCUAAAAAGAUGGGAUUAUGUUAGAAUCAAAAUUGGUUGUAAAGACAUAACAAAGGUGCCUGCAGUGGCCGAGGGGGUGUUAGAUAUGCACUUCUAUGACUUUGUUUUUCAGAGAGAAGUACCUCAGGAGGGAUUCACAAAUGCUGCAGGGACUACUUGGACUAGAAAUAGUGACAGGGAUACUGAAGAACACCCUUCUCCUAAAAAACAGAGAAGAGGUGAGCACUCCAAGGACAGGGAAGAAAAAUAAGAUGAUACAGGAGGAAAUGUGAACAAUGUAGAGGAUUCUACCAGGGGAAGACAAAAUGUUGGACAGGUAGAAAGAACAGAAAUCACAGCUCAUGCUAAGAUCAGUCAGAGUCAGCUAGGAGAGAAAUCCUGCACAGGCACCAAGGGAAAUGAUCUUGACAAUGAGAGGCAGAGUGGGUGGUCAGAUAAAGGGAAACAACAGGUGGACAGCCAGCAUGAGCAACAACCAUCUAAGGAUGAGGGCAUGGUGGAGGAUGAUGAGGACAGUGAGGAUCAGGGGCUGUCUUUUGAUGACAUCAUCUCCCCUGAAGGGCAGCACUUGAAUUUUGGCACUUUUCAAAACAUGGAAAUCAAGAAGUUGUGGGCAGUUGCAAUGCCUGACAAUAUGUCUGCUGUGAUAAAUGAAUAUGGAACAAAUUGUUCAAAUCUAAAUCUGAUCCUCUUGCUGCCAUUGAAGCUAAGUAUGCUCUAAACUUUGGUACAACAUCCCUUACACCCCCUACAUGCAAGGGUGGUGGGAUUAUGAUAGCAGAGGUUGCUUUGGCAAGUGAUCUGAAUGUGCAGACAGAGGUUGCAAGUCCUUCCUUUCCCAGCCCAGAAUUGGGGUCACAACAAGCACCUCAUGGGGAAAUGUCAAGUUAGGAGGAUUUGAUAGAGCCAGGAACAACUCAAAUGCACAAUCAAGAAGCUGGAAAAGAAACAAGUAAACAAACUUCAAAGGAAAUAUUGGACAACAAUCAGGUGGAGCUCACAGAGAGAUCUCAAAUUGAAGAACACACACAGGAAGAAGUGGCACCGGGAGGAAUCACGGGAAAUGAAGAUGCAAGUGAGCAGGAGCAGGUGGUCCCACAUCAAGUACCUUCUGAUCAGCAAGGUGCUAGGAGGCAAAAUGACCAUCUGCAGCAGCAAGAGAAGAUAAGACAGAGUGAAAGAAUCAAGAAUCAAAACAAUGGGCAAAUCAAGGUGGCAAACAAAGCUGAGGCAUUAGCAAAGAAGAAAAACUUGGAAGAUUUACAUAAGCAAGAAGAUCAUGACAAACUAAAGGAGGGUGUGGAGGUCCUAAAGCAUGCAGCACUCAGCUUCCAUCCGCAAGAUGACGGUGACCUCACUGGGACGAAGCUUAUUCAGCAUACCUGAAGUCUUCUGGGAUAUCAGAGCGUCUUUUAGUUUCUCUUUUGCUGUGCGCAUGGGAGCGCGUUGUUUAGUUUUAUCUCUGAUGGGUUAUUGUUACUCGGUUUUAGGUGCUGGCCCUGGAGCGGCAAACUCUUUUCAUUCCGCUUUGUUGUGUUUGUUUGAACUGUAAACUCAAUACUGCUACCAAGACGCUGUAAUUUCGUUACGACGAGUAAUGAAAUUCGGGGAUGUUCCCCAUGGUGGAAAAAAAA
This is a messenger RNA of Panicum virgatum (switchgrass), 1727 nucleotides long. RefSeq lists its product as uncharacterized. The record is from RefSeq and is a predicted model, not a curated record. The transcript is spliced from 2 exons. Lineage: Eukaryota; Viridiplantae; Streptophyta; Magnoliopsida; Poales; Poaceae. Bases 1015 to 1479 code for a protein of 154 amino acids.